Molecule: messenger RNA, 378 nt
Organism: Durusdinium trenchii
Lineage: Eukaryota; Dinophyceae; Suessiales; Symbiodiniaceae
Source: the annotation of a GenBank genome assembly
AUGCGCCUUGUGCAGAGCCAGCUUACGCGCACACGCCCUGCGUUAGCCAUGGCCCUGCGCGCUGCAAAUUCCAACAUGUUAAGAUCAAAAGCCUCAGAUGUUAGGGUGGAGGCCGUCACUAGUAGGGUGGAGGCCAUUGCUACUAGUAGCAAUGGUCUCCAACCUACUAGCAGCUUGCUAGCAAUGGCCUCCAACCUAGAUGUCAUCCCAGGAUCGAUGAUCCCACUUUGGUACACGCCCAAAUUGGAAAACUCGCAAGUCAACUCAUUGCGAUUGCGCUUGAGGUGUUUGUAUGCCCAUUUUGUUUGCUCUUGUUGCUGUCUUGCUGUCUUGAGAGGUGCCGUGGCUCCAGAGUGGAGACUGAUUUUUGCGUUCUGA